Messenger RNA from Racocetra fulgida, 438 nucleotides. NCBI's taxonomy places the organism in Eukaryota, Fungi, Glomeromycota, Glomeromycetes, Diversisporales, Gigasporaceae. The record is from the annotation of a GenBank genome assembly.
GCUAAAUUAAAAGAAGCAUAUAAAAAGAGUAUUCCUGCUCCUUCAAAACGCAAAAAUAUAACACCUCCAAAAAAUAAAAAGACAUCGUUUUCAACAAGAAGUUUUCAAACAGUAUUAUCUUCUAGUAAUAUGAUUAAUACAACCAACAAUAAUAACUUUCAACAAUCUUUAUUAGAUAAAAAUUUAUCUUCUACUGAAUCAUCCAAUGAAAAUAGUUCAUCUUUAAUUAAUAAGCAAACCACAUCUACUACUACUUUACCAAAUAGAGGAUUUCGGUCUACACCACCUAUAAAUAAAAAUGAUGAUAAUAACGAUACUCAACAAUCGUUUAAUAUAAUCGAAGAUAGCAAUAAUAAUAAUACUCAACCUUUUAAUGCAAUCAAAGAUAAUAAUAAUAAUAAUAAUAUUCAGCAAUAUUCUGGUAAGAAAAUAAUUGAA